AUGGCUAGAAAGAGAAAAGCUGGUCAUGAUGCAGUGGAAGACAAAAGUUCUAGUGAGGGAACCAUGGCUUGGGAAGAGAUGGUGAAGGAAGCUGCUGCAGCCGCAGCUCUAGGUGGUUCUGCAAGAGCCCGGAAGCGAUUUGUUGGUGUCAGGCAAAGGCCAUCCGGUCGGUGGGUCGCGGAGAUUAAAGACACCAUACAAAAGAUAAGAGUGUGGUUAGGCACUUUCGAUACAGCUGAGGAAGCAGCCCGGGCGUACGAUGAGGCUGCUUGCUUGCUACGUGGUUCCAACACUAGGACAAACUUCUGGCCUUGUUCCUCCUCAUCAUCUUCAUCCCCUGCUCUUCCCUCAAAGAUCACGAAUCUUCUCCUCCAAAGGCUCAAAGCAAGAAAUGACACUUGCGCUGCUUCACCCAUUUCUUCCCCGCCAAUCAGCCAGCAAGAAAAUAAACAAGCAGAAGUAUACAGAGAAGAAGAGACGGAUAUCUUAGAUACCUCGUUCACGCAUUACCUUAACGAUCCUGAAGAUUUCACCGACUGCAACAACAUCGUAACGAGUACUAGUACAACUGCUAGUCCUGAUUAUAUGACCACGAGUUUUGAAUCCUCUAUAACUGAAAAAGAAGACUGUGGAGGGAGGGAAAUGGGCUUCGAUUACAAUUGGAGUAUUAAUGCAGCACAGACCUCUAGUGGUACUGAGGGUAAUUUUGGAGGGGAAGGAGAGGAAGAUGGAGAAGAAGCAACCACUGAUGUAGGAACCAUGGAUUUCCAAUUUCUGGAUGCUGUUGGGACCUGUUUCUAUUCUCCAUUUGAGAUUGCUGAAGAGAUUAAUGCGGAACCAGUUGAACCAGAGAACUGCACUGACGAGCCAUCAAUGCUUAGAGCAGCCAUGAAGAGGAUGAAAUAUGAAAGGAAGUUCUCAGCUUCUCUCUACGCCUUCAAUGGGAUACCUGAGUGCUUGAAGUUGAAGCUCAGAUCAGGAAAUUUAAAUGUGAAAGGAAGAGGAAUCUCUGACCAACUAAGCCACCUACAAGAGGCAUGUCACAACAAAAUGGAGAAGAAUGCUGAAGUAUUUGAGGAAAUGAUGGGGAAGAGGGAGGAUAUCCCACAAAGUUCAGUUGAAAUGGGGUCGUCUUCUUCGAACAACGAUGGUGAAUUGUCACUUUGGAGCUCUCUGGAUCUUCCACCCAUCUGCUUUGUUAACUAA
Juglans regia (Persian walnut) is the source of this 1206-nucleotide messenger RNA. Its product is annotated as ethylene-responsive transcription factor ERN1-like. NCBI's taxonomy places the organism in Eukaryota, Viridiplantae, Streptophyta, Magnoliopsida, Fagales, Juglandaceae. The coding region runs from base 1 to 1206 and encodes 401 amino acids. The transcript has a single exon. Gene Ontology annotation, biological process: regulation of DNA-templated transcription. The record is from RefSeq and is a predicted model, not a curated record. Gene Ontology annotation, molecular function: DNA-binding transcription factor activity; DNA binding.